AUGGACAGAGAGUCCUUGAUGACCACGAUCCAAGAGGAGAACUCGGGUGUGGAGUUUAGUUUUGAGAAAGUGACACCUGUUAUAAAAUCAUCAGGAAAGUUGCUGAGUCCCUUGAAUCUAGUAAAUUAUUCGGAGCCAAGUCCUGCAAAGUCAAUAGACUCAAUGGGAUUUAAGCAUAUCACUCCUUUGAAUAUUCUUUCUGCAGAACACGAUAAAGAACAUAAGAAGGCUCUCAAAGAGAUAGAAAUUAAUAAGAGUGGUGACAGACUUUCUGAAAUACCCGGUUCGUUUCCAUAUCAGUCCGUUGAUGAAAUUACUAACGAGAAUGCAGCAGUGGUUGCAAAUGAGUUGGAUAGGUUGAAACUGAAAACCAACAAAAAGAAUUCAAGUGGAAGCGGCCAGCAAUUGGGUCAGGAUGUUUCCUACGGAAAGUACAGACAAAGCGUGGCUUCCUCCUUAUUUUUCACUGCUUCUUCUGGGUCUUCUAGAGCGUCAUACUCUCAAAACAAUUCCUAUGCAAAUGAUCUCGAAGGAUUUGAUGAUGACUCAACGAGACAUAAUGUGACUGAGACUCUUCAUUCUAGAGAUCAUAGUGAUGCGUCAAGCUCAGCUUUUUCUUAUUUGAAGGCAGCCGAAAUUAUCACUGUUUCGAACCAAUCCUUCCCUUCCAACCCUUCCGCCUCUGAUGGGUCCAAGCGUCAUAAUAGAUCAGACAGUUCACCUAGUCAUUCUUCAAGUAAUGAUGAUGACUACGGCUUUUUUGACAACGGACUAAUGGAACCAUCCCACGUCUUUAAUGGAAAUAUGUCUAGCCCUAUGGCAACAACCCCUUUAGUCGGAACAUUCAACAUAGACAGUGAUGAGACUCCAAGAAUCAAUCAAGUAAAUUCACCACCUCCUGUAAAGCCAAACGAUCGUUCGACUACUGAUACCUUUGAACCUAAAGGUUUGAAUUUUCGAAAUACAGCUGUUUCAACUACUUCAAGUUGGUACCCUCCAAAUUCCAAUACUAACGCACACAGAAACACCCAGGAUACUAUAAAUGAAAAACUAAACGAAACUGAUUCUGAUGAUGCGGAUGCAUCCUCAAAUCAUGAAAGCUCACAUAGCUUUCACCCUAGUGACGAAGACCAGAUGCGCAAUUCAAGAAUGAGUCUUCAACUUUCAAGCCAGGAAACUAACGAUUUGACAAAGAGAGAGAAUUCUUCCAGUCAAAUGAACAAGAUUGUGAGCAAUCACUCUUCUCAACAGCCUGAGCUUGUAGAUGAUGAUUACACUUAUUCUUCAUUAUAUGUUGUUGCGAUUCAUAAAUUUGAUGCCUCAACACUACAAUCAGGUAAUGACUCGUCAAUUUGCCUCUCCUUUGACAAAGGAGAUUUGGUGUUUACCUAUCUGGUAGAUAAAAGUGGCUGGGGUGAAGUCAUAUUACUGAAUACUUUAAAGAGAGGUUGGGUUCCAAUGAAUUACUUCAAACCUGCAAUACCGGAAAGCAUACCUGAGCAAGCCAAGAGUCUUUCCCCCAAUGCCUACCUUGCAUUUUCAAAAAAGCCAUUGGCCAGAUUGUUUGUGGCAAGUGCAAAGUUUUUACUAGAGCCUACCGUAAAGCCCAUUUACUCGUCAACUAGCAAAGAAAUAAAGGGGUAUUCGUUUGAUAAUGGUUCCAUAAAUGGAAUAAGAGAUGGUGUCCGCAGGUUAUUAGAAGAUACGAAUUGUAUCUCGAGGACAACGGACGUUGUGAAAAGCAAGCCAAUCAUUCGAAAGGUUCGUAAGAGUUUGUUGCGUGAUUGGUACAACCUUAUGGUAAAAGCUCAACAAUAUAGAAACACCAUUGAUAUUACCAAAAUUGAAAUUCUGCAAUUAAUGGUCUAUCAAGUAGUACGCAAGGCCAUCGCUUUUUUGGAGAUCUGGGGUUUGGAAUCUGAAUCUAUUGCUUCUGAACCUGUUAAAGUGGAAAAGAUCAAUCAGGCCCUUCGAUCUGAGACCAUGACAGCUAGCGAAGGAGCAUUGCCGUGUUUAUCUGAAUCACCAUUUGCCAAGGACAGAUUACAGACGAUAUACAAGUAUAGCAUAUCUUACCUAUCAUUAAUCAUGGGCCGUUUAGACAUAAUUGAAAAUAAUUAUGUUGGAUGCAAGUACCUCGAGAAUUUGACUCAUCAAAUCAUCAAUUUAAUGAAGGAGUUAUUGCUCAUUGGAAAAACGUGUCAGGAGAAGCUUACAGAUUACAGUAACCACCGAAGUCAACUUGUCAAACUUGACAACUCAUUAGAUACAAUUCUGUCACAUAUCAGUGAACUUGUAACUUCCGUUAAAGUGUUCAUCUCAAGAACAAUGAAUCAGCUAGCUUCCCAAGGAAAGAAACAAUUAAUGGACAAUUACAAUCAAACGAAUGGAAUAAAGAAUCUCGACAAUGAUGAGAACUACUAUUAUACUAUUGAAGGCGGCAAGAUCAUUAAAACCUGUAGUAAGAUGGUUGUAAAAAUAGGUGAAGCAACAGCCACAUUGAAGGGUCUCCUAGAUAUCACAAACGAUUUCCAGUUACCUGGUGAGAAACAACAUAUCGAUUUUGAUUCGGCAAAAGUCGAUGCUUCAGCCUUUAUCAAGGCAUGUUCUGAGAGUUUGAUGAAGAAUAACCAAAUUAGCGCCAAAGUGCAAAAACAUGUUCAAUCUAAUAGGUCAGUUUCUGCCAGAAAUGUACAAGACAACCGAAAGUCAAAAAGAUUUUCAAUGUUUAAAAGUGGAGUUCCUGGAGGAUUUGACUUGAAACCGGAAGCAUUGGACUCUUUGUCAAACUUUCUGCCUGAUGUCACACCUUCAUCUCCGUUCAUUUCGAAUGAUGAAGAGUUCACAAAGUUUCAACACGCAAAUGAGAAUUCAACUAGUGAUGAGCUUAAAGGUUACGAGUAUCGUAGUGAUCUUAACAAGUUUCAUGACAUAUAUGCUGGAGUGGAAUCAGAGAUUGUCAGAAGCAAUGAAGACGGUACAAUUCUUGGUGCAUCAUUCAGGGCUCUUGUUUACAUGCUCACAAACGAAGCAACACCUCCAAACUAUUUCUUUAUAUCGGUGUUUUUUCUAACAUUUAGAAUUUUUUCCACUAGUAACGAUCUCCUGGAAGAAUUAGUAAUCAGGUUUGAUAUUGACGACAAGCAGUUGAAGAAUGAGUCCAAGAUGGAAUCAGUGGAUCGAACCACAGCCGAUACUCUCACAUUAAAAUCAAAACUUACUUCUAGAAGAAGGUUGAUUUGUAAAACGUUUCGAUUAUGGAUGGAGAGUUAUUGGAAACAUAGUUCUGAUUAUCCUCUUCUUGCAACUCUCAUUAAUUUUUUCAAUGAAGGUAUAAGUGAAUACUUGCCUCUUGAGGCUAUGAAAUUGCUGGAGAUCGCUUCUAAUCUGAUGAGCGAUCCUCCAGUUGAGAAUGACAAGGACCGCUUCGAAUACUACAACAGUAUCGCUAAUACCAAGCAAUUGGUCAAACGAAAAAUUAUCGAUACUCGUGAAGCUAGAGGCUUCUCUGGCUUGUCUUUUUUGUCAUCAGGCAUCGAAGAUGAAGUAAACGAAUUGGAAAGAAUCGAAACCACUAGUUCCAUCUCUUCAAGAUUAUCUCAAAAAUCCUUUGCCUUGCCCUCAUCCAGGAGCUUAGUUACGUUAGGCUCCUUACUAUCCGACCAAGAUAACUCUAAGAUUCGUGCAUUAUGUCUGGGUUAUAGAAGAAUGUUACAAGGACAUUGGCAGGCCAAUACAUACAACGAUGCGAUUAGCAAACAGUUUCCAACAAUCGAAACAGACCAACAAAUUGAAAUGUGGUGGAAAAUCUGCCAAGAAAGGUGGAAACUUCCAGAGACACCUCUUACUCUAUUAAACUUUAAUAUUAAUGAACUGGCCAAGCAGUUGACACUUCUUGAAAGUCGGUUAUUUUGUUCAAUUAAAGUUGAAGAACUGCUGAAUCAAAACUUUACUGCCAAGAAACUGGACCUUAAUCUCUCUCCUAAUAUUCAUAGAUCAGUUUUGUUCACCAAUUGUCUUUCAGAAUAUGUGCUAGACAGUAUACUAACACCAAGUCUCAGCUCAAAACAAAGAUCGGGUGUAUUCAAACAAUGGUUAAAGGUUGGAGCAUCUUGUCUCGAGCUGAGAAAUUAUAAUUCACUGGCUGCUAUCAUGACUUCCUUACAAAGCUUUUUACUAACGAGAAUUAAUGAACUGAUUCCCUCGUUGUCUACUAAGAACAAGGAGUUAUACGACUAUCUUAUCACAAUAAUCCACCCUGAAAAGAAUUACUCCGUUUAUAGAGGAAAACUCAGGGCAUUUUUGGAGUCCUCAUCCUCCAAGAUUCCAAUCGUACCCUACCUGAGUUUGUUUUUGCAGGAUUUAACAUUUGUGGUGGAUGGUAAUCCAAACUACAGAAAGUCAACUAGUAAGCUACUUCCUCAAAAGUUGAUCAAUGUGGACAAGUACUACAAGGUAACGUCCAUAGUAUCUAACUUAGAAGAGUUACAAGUUCCGUACCCAGACAUUCCACCUGAACACUCUAAUAUGGAUAACUUAUUCAACAAACUGCAGGGUCAGGUUGUAGGAAGAAGGUUUUCUGUGUUCUCCCGAACUAGUAAAGCUAGUGGUAUUGCACUAAGUGAGAAUGCUCUCAAGUAUGGAAUGACUGGAAUUCUUGAGUUCCAAGAGCUUAUACUGUUAGAGAUUUGGAAAAUAAAGCAGUUAAACCUUUCUGACGAAGACAGAGCUUGGAAGAUGAGCUGCAAGAUUCAGCCCAGAGGUGACUGA
Messenger RNA from Komagataella phaffii GS115, 4770 nucleotides. RefSeq names its product GTP/GDP exchange factor for Rsr1p (Bud1p) required for both axial and bipolar budding patterns. Gene Ontology annotation, molecular function: guanyl-nucleotide exchange factor activity; protein binding. The record is from RefSeq and is a predicted model, not a curated record. The transcript is spliced from 2 exons. NCBI's taxonomy places the organism in Eukaryota, Fungi, Ascomycota, Pichiomycetes, Pichiales, Pichiaceae. Bases 1 to 4770 code for a protein of 1589 amino acids. Gene Ontology annotation, cellular component: plasma membrane. Gene Ontology annotation, biological process: positive regulation of GTPase activity; Ras protein signal transduction.